Messenger RNA from Miscanthus lutarioriparius, 438 nucleotides. NCBI's taxonomy places the organism in Eukaryota, Viridiplantae, Streptophyta, Magnoliopsida, Poales, Poaceae. The record is from the annotation of a GenBank genome assembly.
AUGGCGGCCGCCGCGCUGAGGGAGCAGCUCAACGCCCUCCUCUCCUCCAUGUUCGCCUCGGGUCUGGUGGACGACCAGUUCCAGCAGCUGCAGAUGCUGCAGGAAGACGGGGGAACGCCGGGCUUCGUCGCCGAGGUCGUCACCCUCUUCUGCGACGACGCCGACAGGAUCAUCUCCGAGCUCGCCGCCCUGCUGGAGCAGCCCAUCGUGGACUUCGAUAAGGUGGACGCCUACGUGCAUCAGCUCAAAGGGAGCAGCGCCAGUGUUGGAGCUCAGAAAGUGAAGUUUACUUGCAUGCAGUUCCGUCAGUUAUGUCAGGAUAAGAACAGAGACGGGUGCAUCAUGGCAUUGGCUGUUGUGAGAAAUGAGUUCUAUGAUCUGCGCAAUAAAUUUCAGACUAUGCUUCAGCUUGAGCAGCAAAUCCAGGCUCAACAAUAA